Arachis duranensis is the source of this 978-nucleotide messenger RNA. RefSeq lists its product as uncharacterized. The record is from RefSeq and is a predicted model, not a curated record. Gene Ontology annotation, molecular function: nucleic acid binding; zinc ion binding. NCBI's taxonomy places the organism in Eukaryota, Viridiplantae, Streptophyta, Magnoliopsida, Fabales, Fabaceae. The transcript has 2 exons. The coding region runs from base 1 to 978 and encodes 325 amino acids.
AUGGCGCCUCGUGGACCCGGUCGGGGACGUGAGAGAGAUCGUACUAGUACACAGGAACCGGAAAUCAACCCGAAUAACCCGGUAAACCUUAUGGCGACGUUGGAGAAUAUGGCUGCUGCUAUGCAGGCCAAUGCGGAGGCCCUUGGGCAACAGAUAAACAAUAAUGGCAAUGGUGGAAGGGAAGCUCAGGGCCCGAUGACACCGGCUAUGGAGCGAGCGUUGCAAGCGCAAUUAGUACCCGAGGAGCAGUGUGUUGAAUUUGCUACCUAUCUGCUCACGGGGGAAGCAUCGCAUUUGUGGCAAGGGGCUCGACGUCUCCUACAACAGAGGAAUGAUCUUAUCACUUGGGAUGCCUUCCAGGUGGAAUUCUAUAAGAAGUACUUUCCAAAUUCCGCCAGGACAGCCAGGGAAUUGGAGUUACUACAGUUGAAGCAAGGUGCUAUGUCUGUAUCUGAGUAUACAGACAAAUUUGAGGAGCUAUUCAGGUUUUUCUGCAUGUGUCAGGGAGCUUCGGGAGACUUCGAGGAAUGGAAAUGCAUUAAGUAUGAAGGAGGGCUCCGGAGCGACAUCUUGAGUUCAGUGGGACCAAUGGAGAUCCGAACUUUUUCAGAGUUGGUGAAUAAGAGCAGAAUUGCUGAAGAGUGUGUGAAGAGGAUGGUUGCAGAGAAAGGAAGUCAUAGAGAGCAUAGCCAAGGAUUUGCACCAAGGGGUCGAGAGUUUAAGGAAAGAGGAUACAUACAACACUUUCCCCAAGGACGGAAUAACUUUGCAACGAGUAAGGAGUCCCAAAGAAACGGUAAGGGAAAGCGAACAGUGACUUCUUCUGAUGUUUCGAGCUGUCAAAGAUGUGGAAGUCAUCACCCAAAUAGGCCGUGCCGAUUGGGGUUAGGUGUAUGUUACAAGUGCGGGUUACCAGGGCAUGUAUCAAGAAAUUGCCAACAAGAAGAGAGUCUGGAUGCGGGCCGAUUGCGACAGUAA